AUGGGCCUCCCUCCACUCGAGAAACCCUCGUGGAGGCGACCGACGCACUCACAGGGCGGCUUGAACCACCCUUCCGCGCCGGCCAAGCGUCUUGGGAGAGGUCGGAGUAUCUUCGUCUUCCUCCUCCUCCUCUUCCGCUUCUUCUUCCGCAUGGCAUCACGCUCCUGGGCGGUUGGAGGCAAUCUCUUCCGGCAACAACGGAGGGCGGAGGGAGCGACGCUCACAACAACGAGCUGAGCGACGGGCGAUAAAAACACAGCGAGGAUCUGACACAUCAACAACAACAACAUGCAGAACGACACCGGCGAGUUCGUCGACCUGUACGUCCCGCGGAAAUGCUCAGCCAGCAACCGCAUCAUCGCUGCCAAAGACCACGCUUCUGUACAGAUGAACAUCGCGGAGGUCGACCCUAGCACCGGCCGUUUUAAUGGCCAGUACAAGACCUACGCCAUCUGCGGACCCAUCCGGAGGAUGGGCGAGUCUGACGAUUGCAUCCUGCGGCUGGCAAAGGACGACUCCAUCGUCUCAAAGACCUUUUGAGACGAAGACGUCGGGCUGAGAAAAUGUGUCGCAAAAUAAAACGAACGUUUUAGAAGUGAAAA
Molecule: messenger RNA, 602 nt
Organism: Petromyzon marinus (sea lamprey)
Lineage: Eukaryota; Metazoa; Chordata; Hyperoartia; Petromyzontiformes; Petromyzontidae
Gene: RPS21
Product: ribosomal protein S21
Biological process (GO): translation
Cellular component (GO): ribosome
Molecular function (GO): structural constituent of ribosome
Source: RefSeq, a predicted model, not a curated record